Messenger RNA from Capsella rubella, 694 nucleotides. Its product is annotated as protein EPIDERMAL PATTERNING FACTOR 2. Lineage: Eukaryota; Viridiplantae; Streptophyta; Magnoliopsida; Brassicales; Brassicaceae. Gene Ontology annotation, biological process: guard cell differentiation; stomatal complex development. The coding region runs from base 163 to 525 and encodes 120 amino acids. The transcript has 3 exons. The record is from RefSeq and is a predicted model, not a curated record.
CAUUUUUUGUUAUCAUACUUCUUCACACACACGUAGUCUUCUCUCCAUAUAUAGCUCAUCUUCUUCUAGAAACUUCUCUUUUUGAAAACCCUCUGUCUCAACCAGAACGUUUUAGCUUUGUUACUACAAAAAAAAAAAAAGUAAUAAUAAUAUAUAUAAAAGAUGGCGAAGAAGUUUCUCCGCAUCGUCAUAGUCUUCGCCGCGUGUUCUUUGGUCGUUAACUCCAUUCGCACGCCGCCACUAAAAGCUACGGUCAAUGACGCAGAUAAGAAAAACGCCGAUGUAGAACAAGCUCAAAUUCACCACCACCACAAGGUAAAAAAGGAAAUAACCAAAAAAGGAGGAGUAGAAAUGGAAAUGUAUCCGACAGGAUCGAGUUUACCGGAUUGUUCAUACGCGUGUGGUCCGUGCUCGCCAUGUAAACGUGUGAUGAUUAGUUUCCAAUGCUCCGUCGCCGAGUCAUGUAGCGUCAUCUACAGAUGCACGUGCAGAGGACGAUACUAUCACGUGCCUUCUAGAGCUUAAUUAAAUCUCCGCCGUCUAUUUUUUUUGUUUUCUUUUUUUUUUUGGACGUUUGUGAUUACAAAAAUCAUCAGUUUUGGAGGAAUGUACAAUAAGCUAUGGGCCCUUCUAUUAUUAAUAUUGGGCUUUUAAAAGCCUUUUUUAAAGAUAGUUGAAUACGACUGAGUAAGAA